Messenger RNA from Pundamilia nyererei, 3178 nucleotides. RefSeq names its product GTP binding protein 2b (gene gtpbp2b). The coding region runs from base 220 to 2046 and encodes 608 amino acids. The transcript is spliced from 12 exons. Gene Ontology annotation, biological process: translational elongation. The record is from RefSeq and is a predicted model, not a curated record. NCBI's taxonomy places the organism in Eukaryota, Metazoa, Chordata, Actinopteri, Cichliformes, Cichlidae. Gene Ontology annotation, molecular function: GTPase activity; GTP binding; translation elongation factor activity.
UUGCAGCCGGAAACGUGAGUAGAUUUGCCAACUGUUGUGGGGAUGCUGAGGAGAGAGCAUCCUUCACUGUAGGUUUUCACACACACAGGCCGUGUGUUUUAUACGCUGUGAUGUUACAACGCCGAGCAGUGUUACAUUUUACUUGACUGCCGUGAGUUGCUCUUACACGGAAAACUACGCUUUCAAGCUAAGCUAGGAGCUGACACUCCAAGAUUAGCGAUGGUGGAUUUGUCCGAAGGUGGUGCAGUGUCAGUCGGACACAACAGAGACAGACAGGGAUCAGGUUCGGGUAAUAAUGAUAGGAUAACGUCGAAGAAGUCGCGAACGAGAAGAGGCAAAAGAGGAAAGAGAAGGAGGAACAAAAAGAACAACAGGAACAAAACGCCACCGCCGUAUUUACCACCGGAGGCUGAAGAAGGGAACAUUGAAUAUAAGUUGAAGCUGGUCAACCCCACACAGUACCGCUUUGAGCAUCUGGCCACACAGCUGAAGUGGCGACUGCAGGAGGGCCGUGGCGAAGCUGUCUACCAGAUAGGAGUAGAAGACAAUGGUCUGCUAGUCGGCCUGACUGAGGCUGACAUGAAGGCCUCACUCAACACUUUAAAGAAGAUGGCAGAGAAAGUCGGGGCUGACAUCACUCUCCUCCGAGAGAGGGAGGUUGACUACGACUCAGACAGAAACACGCGCAAAAUUGCAGAAGUCCUUGUUCGAAAAGUUCCUGAUGAUCAGCAGUUCCUGGAUCUGCGGGUGGCAGUGCUAGGCAAUGUGGACUCUGGGAAGUCAACCUUGCUGGGUGUCCUGACACAAGGCGAGUUGGACAAUGGACGAGGCCGUGCACGGCUCAACCUUUUCAGACAUUUGCAUGAGAUCCAGACCGGACGCACCUCCAGUAUCAGCUUUGAGAUCUUGGGCUUCAACAGCAAAGGAGAGGUUGUGAACUACAGUGAGUCCAGGACAGCUGAGGAGAUCUGCGAAAGUUCUUCCAAGAUGAUCACCUUCAUCGACCUUGCAGGACACCACAAGUAUUUAAAAACCACCAUCUUCGGCCUCACAAGUUAUUGCCCUGACUUUGCCAUGCUGGUGGUGAGCGCUAACACUGGUAUUGCUGGUACAACUAGGGAACACCUGGGCUUGGCCAUGGCGCUGAAAGUUCCUAUCUUCAUUGUAGUCAGUAAAGUGGACCUGUGUUCCCGAGGCACUGUGGAGCGAACAGUCAGACAACUAGAGCGAGUUCUGAAGCAGCCGGGCUGCAACAAGGUGCCCAUGGUGGUGUUGAACCCUGACGAUGCUGUGAGUGCAGCACAGCAGUUCACCCAGUCCACAUGCAUUACACCCAUCUUCACCCUUUCCAGUGUGUCUGGUGAGAAUCUGGACCUCCUGAAGGUUUUUUUGAACAUCCUUCCUCCACUGAGCAACAGCAAGGAGCAGGAAGAGCUGAUGCAGCAGCUCACUGAGUUUCAGGUUGAUGAGAUCUACUCAGUUCCUGACGUUGGGACUGUGGUUGGAGGAACUCUGUACAGUGGAAUGUGUAGGGAGGGUGAGAGGCUGGUGGUGGGUCCAACUGAUGAGGGCCGUUUUCUGCGUCUGAAGGUGGGCAGUAUCCAGAGGAACCGCUCUGCCUGCAGAGUGCUGAGGGCUGGACAGGCUGCAACGCUGGCUUUGGGAAACUUUGACCGUUCACUAUUGCGCAAGGGCAUGGUGAUGGUCAGUCCCAAGAUGAACCCAACCAUCUGCUGUCAGUUUGAAGCUGCCAUUGUCCUGCUCUUCCAUGCCAAGACUUUCCGUCGGGGGUCACAGGUCACCAUACACGUUGGUAAUGUCAGGCAGACUGCCACUGUGGAGUGCCUUCAUGGAAAGGAUGAGCUGCGUACUGGCGAGAGAGCUGUUGUUCGUUUCCGCUUUAUCAAACACCCCGAGUACUUGCGCCUGGGCGCUAAGCUUCUCUUCAGGGAGGGCGUCACCAAAGGCAUCGGCCAUGUCACCUGCCUGCUGCCCCCUUCUCAGAAUCACAACCAGAACCACGACCAGAACCUGCAGGAUUAUUAAAAAUUGCUCCUUCAUCAAACAGACAGAUGUUGAGGCAGUGAGAAUGAUGACUGCUUGGGGAACAUAGGUCUCUGAUCAAAUUUAGCCAUGCACAUCAUGUUGGAGUCCCACCUGUUUUGGAUCUAUGUUUCUGUCCUCAUCCGUUCCUGCGGUGAUGUCAGAAAGGCUGUUUUCCAGCAAACAUUCAUAUCUUGAGUUAAAGCUGGAUGACCAUUAAUUGGACUUAAGCCUGAAGAUUAAUUUGAAGUUUUGCCACAGAUUGAUUAAAAGGUUCCUUUUUAUCAUUGCCACUGUCAUUGGAAGAUAGCAGGAGUAUUUUAAAAGCAUGAAUAGUGCUUACUCAUUGCUGAUGUGGAGUGAAGGUGUAAUUCUGUUUCUCUUGAUGUGCACGAUGGAUUGACCUCGCUCUUCGUACUGUCUCAGAGACAUGUUUGCACGCUUAAACUCAUCAAGAAAUUUGGUGAGGGAAGAUUAUAUUUAGCACAUACUUUAUUUUCAUUAGUCUUAGGUGGAUUCCUUUCUAAGGAGUCUGCUUAUGAUGCCAAACAUUUUAGACCCUUGCCGUGGUUUUUUCGCGGUCUAGCCAUUGACUGGGGUAUUUUUCACAAAGCAUUGGAUGAGUCAGGCGCCAUUAUCUGACAACAUUGGUGGGCAAACUAUUAAUUUGUGAUUUCAAAUUAUCACCAGAAGUGUGUAACUUCAUCAGCAACAUCCUCCCGAAAUGCACCAACAACAUUGAGAGUAACAUCCUCCUCUCUGACCCUUAAUGCUCACUGGUCGCUAUGAUAAUGCGUAAAUAUUUCCAAAUAAGACACACAACUACAACAAGGGAAAAGACCCAGUUAACUGAGUUAAUGAUAGAAAACCCUGAAAACCAUCAAUUUCACACCCGAGCCUCAACUCUCGCGGUACGAAAUGUUUUCCAACAAACAUUUGUGUCUUAACUUAAGCUGGAUGACCAUAGUGGACUUAAGCCUGAAGAUUCAUUUGAAGUUUUGCCACAGAUUGGGGUUGCGGACUGCUGGACUAAUUAUUGCAAUGACUGAUCUAUAUGUACUGAAUGGUUGACUAAGGCUACAUUUACACUGCAGGUCUUAAUGCUAAAUUCCGAUUUUUUGAUCAAAUUCGACUC